GUACCGGACUACCACUUGGCCACCGGCCCUCGUUCGGUUCACUUGUAGGAUUUUCGGCAAUACAUAAGAUCGCGGCGGCGCACACGACGCAUCGGCGCAGAGGUGCAGCAGCAGCAGCAGCAGCAGCAGACGAAAAGAAACCAAUCGAUAAAAAAAAAAAGAAAGAAAAAAUAUAACAACCAUUUUUUAGUGAAGCUUUUGUUGUUGUUGUUAUUGUUCUUGUUAUCCGGUGGUUGUUGUUUUCUACGUAUAUAGUUGCUUGGACGAUCAGCGAUAAUUUGAACGAUCUCAUCUUUCCUACCCUCUUGGUGACAAUAUAAUAAAAAAUAGAUGAAUUGUGAGGUGCAACAACGCGAGUCCUGCAAAGAUAUGCAGCAGUCGUAUCUGCUGCCAAGCCGGCGUUAUGAGAGCAGCAGCAGCACCGAGUUCAAUCGCAAUAAUUGCAUCAAUCGAAGAAUCGACUACAGCAGCGUGAGCUCGGAGCAGCAGUAUCGUCACUCGACCUCCGACGGGGCGAGCGAGUGCGGCAGCGACAACAGCUCCAACGCCAGCGACUGCUGUCCCGACGAACUGUUCAAUCUGACGCAGUUGGCCGAGGUGUGCGCGGCCGCCGGCACACUCGUCCAUCCGCUGGUCAGCAGGUUCGAGCGUUAUCAACAUCAUCAUCAUCAUAAUAAUGCCCAGCAGCAGCAGCAAAACGAAUCUGCGGCCGGUGGGAGCUUUAAGUUGGAGCCGGAAUUCAUUAAGAUCGAAGAGCCAUCACGAGUAAAUGACUGCUCGAACAGUAACAGCAACAGCAGCAGUACUAGCAGCAGUUCGGAAACUCCCAAAGAGUCCGACGGUCCUUUGACCAGUAACCAGCAACAACAAAUCGACAAUAGUAACGGCAAUGGCCAGCAAGCGGAGGAGGAGCACGAGUGCCCGGACUGCUCGAAAAAGUACUCGACCUCGUCGAAUCUGGCCAGACACCGGCAGACCCAUCGCUCGCCGGGCGACAAGAAGGCCAAGCGCUGCCCCCACUGCGACAAGAUCUACGUGAGCAUACCGGCCUACAGCAUGCACGUACGCACGCACAAUCAGGGCUGCGAGUGCAAGUUCUGCGGCAAGCGUUUCUCCAGGCCGUGGCUGCUGCAGGGACACAUACGCACUCACACGGGUGAAAAGCCGUUCAAAUGCAACGUCUGCAGCAAGGCCUUCGCCGACAAGUCGAAUCUGCGCGCCCACGUGCAGACCCACUCGAAUCUCAAGCCGCACGUGUGCUCGCGCUGCAACAAGGCCUUCGCCCUCAAGUCCUAUCUCUACAAGCACGAGGAGUCGUCCUGCAUGAGAUCGCAGAGGCGAGACUCGCCGAGGUUAGCCUCGUCGUCGUCGUCGUCGUCGCCGUCCACUUCUUCCACCGCCACGAGUACGAUACCAUCGACGACGACGACGACGAGCAGCGGUAAAAAUGGCCAACCUACUAGUGUCAUCGUACAGAGGCCGAGUUUCGACGACGAUUCGAUAACGAGAGCAAAAAAGGACAACAACGCCAUGGUCAUAAGGACGUCUGUGAUAUCGCCCAAUCCCGAGCAUCAUUUGACCUGCAACAAUAAUAACAACAUUAGUAACAAUAACAAUAACAACAGCAAAAAGGUGCUGCAGCCUUUUGAUCUCAGCGAUCCCAACAGGGUGUCUGCUUUCUCGAGACCGCAGAGCUUUACCAUGAAUCUCAGCAUUGCCUGAUUUCCUACUAAGCUGCCAUUUAUACCUGAAUAUCAUAUUCUUUUUUUUUUCUUUAUUUAAACUUGGACUUUGGGGAAAGAAUGUUUUUUUCAUUGUAAAUAAGCGCAUGGAUAAUUACUUGUUACUGUUAUUAUAAUUAUCACUGUCUCAAAAAGUGCCUUCCUCUCAUCGGUACACUCACUGAAAAGUGCAAUUGAAUUUGUCUAAAUUUUUACGUAUAUUAUAUUUAUUUAUUAUAUAGCGUUAAGAUAUAUUCCAAAUAAGUAAGUUAGACAGCCGGAGGUGUGGUCGUGUAAUCUUGCCAACUUUCGCGUGUUUAAUGCACUUCGGCAAUUGAGUACCUUGAAAUUGCAAUAUUGAAGGUGAAAAUUAAAACUUUCAAUCAAAUUUUCAUGAAUUUUCUGUGGUUACUCAUGUAUUUUUGAGAAUAAUUUCAGAUAAUAAAAUUGCAAGUAUUAAUUUUCACCAGUUGAGCUUUCAGCUCUAACGGUGCCUUCUGAAAUACGUAAGCAACCCCUAGAAAUUAUCCAUAAGUUAAUCUACGUUUAAUCGUCAAUUUGUACAUAUCACUUAGUUCAUAAGACUCAGCUGUUUAACGGGGGUGAAUUCCCACUGUGCAGCAAAUCAUACAGCUCGACAAAGCCAAUGAUAACGUAUAUUUAUAAUAAGUAACUAACGGAGCUUUUGCGGCUCGUUGCCCAUUUAUCGAGCAGCUACACAAGGCCGUACAUUGCAACAAUUUGUUUUAAAGUUUCUUCCUUUUUUUUUCUUCUUUUAAUUUUUUUUUCCUCUUUUUACUUUUAAUUGUACGACGACGGUGGUUGGGCGUGUCAUCGCGCAUCGCCUUCAACAGCGAGUGUAUAAACUAGUCAAACUUGUUUUUCUCCGAUUUUGUUUUUUCUCUGUCGAUAUUUCACGGGAAAGUUUGACUCUUGCCAAAAUUUGGUUUCUACGAUCGAGUGACAAUAUGGCUUGAUUGUAGAAGUAUAGAAAUCAUAAUUUAUAUUAGAUGAUAGGAUUAAUGUUUAUAAGUUUGUGAGGUACGUCGAAUAUUGAGUUCACUAUCGUUUAAGUAAAUUUUUGAUAGUUAAGCUUUAUUGUAUUUAGUUAACUUUAAUGUUUUUUUCUCUGGAUUCAUGCGUAGAAGUCCGAUCGAUGAUGUUAGAUUUAUGUAACAAAAAAAUUGAUUAUUCAAAAAAAAAAAAAAAAAAAAAAAAAAAANGUUUAAAAAAAAAAAAAAAAAAGAAAAAAAAUGACGAAACAUAUGAAUUGUACGACAAGUUAAUUAUUGCGUGAAUGUUUCUAUAAUUUUUGUAUCCUUUGCAUAAGCCAAGUCAAAUAGCAUUCCUGUUGAUAUGAAAACGUAUGAUAUGAAAAAAAUAUACAAUAUAAUCCAUCGAAAAUCCGAGUUUGACUUCAAAGUGGCGUGUGAAUCGAACUGAAAUUCAUUUGUGUUCUUAUAUAGGUACCAACAUUUUGUUAUAUUGAAUCAAUUGUUAUAUAAAUAAAAUACAAAAAUUAA
Trichogramma pretiosum is the source of this 3244-nucleotide messenger RNA. RefSeq names its product protein escargot-like. NCBI's taxonomy places the organism in Eukaryota, Metazoa, Arthropoda, Insecta, Hymenoptera, Trichogrammatidae. Bases 331 to 1722 code for a protein of 463 amino acids. The transcript is spliced from 4 exons. Gene Ontology annotation, molecular function: RNA polymerase II cis-regulatory region sequence-specific DNA binding; DNA-binding transcription factor activity, RNA polymerase II-specific. Gene Ontology annotation, biological process: regulation of DNA-templated transcription. The record is from RefSeq and is a predicted model, not a curated record.